Molecule: messenger RNA, 1662 nt
Organism: Clonostachys rhizophaga
Lineage: Eukaryota; Fungi; Ascomycota; Sordariomycetes; Hypocreales; Bionectriaceae
Source: the annotation of a GenBank genome assembly
AUGUCUUGGUACCUGUCAAGACCACUCAAUGGCACCAGUUCUCGUCCAAGUCUUCCAGCUGGACUAUCAACUACAACAGAAUUAGGACAGUUGGUCGAAACAAUAAGAAGAAGAUUACCCGUGGAGUUACAAGGGCUCGUCUACAGAAACGUCUCGGGCCUUUUCCGUUUCCUUGCCGGAACCUCUCUUACAUUGAAUGAACUGGAUGAAAAGGCCGGGCUCAAUAGUGGAAUUGUUAACCACCCAGUCUCGCAUCAUUCGGUGAAUUCCCUUCGCGCUAACUCUACAAUUAUCCUUGGUGAAGAAUGCUUGACGAAUAUCGGGUCGGAUAACGCUUCAAAUUUCGAACAAGAGAUUGCUCUACAGGAUAAGCCUGUAUACGGUAUACAAGUGUCCCUCGGAACUUACGGAGUCGUUGCCCUUCGUGUCAUCUAUCAGGACAAUUCAACUUCAUCCUGGCUGGGCUUUGGACCUAGGAAAUGGACCGCUACGUAUAAGGGCGAUGAUCUCACUAGACUUCACACAGUAUCUGAUGGGUUCAAACUAAUAAGCGUUGGGUUUACUGAUGAGGAACUUUUGCAACCGCCCACUAACUUGGCUCACUUGUUUUUCGACCACGACAGGGCCUUACCUUCUAGGGGCAAGUAUUUGCUUGCAGAUAUGAAGAUUCCAGGUGCUCAGAUCCUCGGUAAUCCCAACGCACGUCUAGCACAAUACCUUGAUUUAUCCCAUAUUGAGAUCCAAAGUUUAACGGUAGUUUGCAACAUUGAAGCCAUUUACAAAAUCCAAAUCAAUGAGGGUGGUCCCAAAUUGGAGUUAGGCGAUCGUGUAGCAAUUAAACCAUCGGCUAAGGACGAAGAGAACUUCCCAGUCACCCGGUUCUUUCAGCCGGGAGAACGAAUGACGUCGAUUCAUCUGAUAACUAGGGGACCUGAGCGACCAAUGGUCCGGAAAGGCCCUUUCCUUCUUGUUCGGACUUCGAAAUCAAGGACUCUGUAUUUCGGCACAUUUAUACUCCCCUUUUUACAGCCUCUGCACAUCUCAUCAUUUGAAUCCGAGGGGACUCGGGAAAUCUUGGGGCUCUUCAUCGACCCAACCAACAUCAACCCAGGGAAGAUCAACACCCUUGGCGUGUGUUUAGGUAGUCCGCUCCUCGGUUUAAAACAGGCUGGGCUCCGUGUUCCAAUGUCUCGUAGCGAUUCUGAGCCUUUAGUGUUUCCUAGUGUAUAUCCCUUUGCUGCAUUUCUUAGUAGAGCCACGCUGCGGAACGUCAUCACGCUCAAGGUUCAGAAGUUUGGAGACCGCUGCGUAGGAAUGUGUGUGGAGCGAGAGAGCGGCAUCGUUGAGACUCUUGGAAUGUGGGAUCCUGUCCGUCUGGAUACUAUUUCUACCAUCUACAGCUAUCGUCAAGGUCCCCUCCAGCCUCUAACUUUCAUCUACUCAGCAGCGCCUGAACUUCUGAAACGAUACGUGGAGGACAUUGUAGUCUCAGCAUCACCAGAUCCUGCACCCGGCAGACCAAGAUUCACAUGGAGCAGUUUCGGUUCGCAACUGGCGUGGUGGUUUACGCCAAGAUACACUUUCCUUGAAGGUUGGCAGGGGGAGGAGAGCGAUAUUCUAGAGACUGUUGCACCGAAUAUCCCGUGUGUCUAUGGUCGGUAA